GAAAUUUAUUUAACUCCAUAGAGCGAAGAAGAAGAAACCUCGUUGACUCUAGCAGAAUCUGAUCCCACUUUUCUUUGAUUCUCAGACCAAAAGUUCAGUCAAGAGUUGGAAAUGGAAGGGACUGUGUUCACGCCUUGUUUGGAAGGAAUGAAGCAUGUCAAAUCUGAACAAGGCGAGAUGCUUACUAUGCCUUUUCUUGACCUCUGCAAGACCCUCUUCCCUGUUUUAGAUAAGUUUGGAGCUGCUAUGACUAUCGUGAAAUCUGACAUUAGUGGCAACAUAACGAGGUUGGAGAAGAACUACUUGUCUGAUCCAGAAAAGUACAAGUACUUGUACACCAUUGUUCAAGGUGAAAUUGAGUCAGGGACAGCAAAAGGAUCGUCUAGUUGUACCAAUGGUCUUCUCUGGUUAACCAGGGCAAUGGAUUUCUUAGUGGAGUUAUGCCGCAACUUGGUAGCACAUCAAGACUGGUCAAUGUCACAAGCUUGUGGUGACUCGUACCAAAAAACACUGAAGAAAUGGCACGGAUGGUUCGCUAGCUCUACCUCUUCUAUGGGUUUAAAGCUUGCUCCAGACAGGAAGAAGUUCAUGGAGGUUACAGCUGGUUCUGGUGACAUCAAUGCUGACAUGGAAAGGUUUUGCUCAGAGUUUGGUCCGUUCCUUCAAGAAAAUCACAAAUUUCUGGCUAGUGUUGGUAUGGAUGACAUGAAAGCUGCUUAAGCCACCAUAUGUGUACUGCCUGUCUGGUUUAACUUUUCUUCUUUGGAUUCUAAAACUUGUAGACCCUCCAAAAGAAACAGAAUAGUAUGUCCAUUUCUAUCUGAAUGUUGUUCACUUUAUACUAUAAAGUUUAUAGCUUACGAAUUAAUCUUCUCA
Messenger RNA from Brassica oleracea var. oleracea, 876 nucleotides. RefSeq names its product glycolipid transfer protein 1-like. Gene Ontology annotation, biological process: intermembrane lipid transfer; ceramide transport. Lineage: Eukaryota; Viridiplantae; Streptophyta; Magnoliopsida; Brassicales; Brassicaceae. The transcript has 7 exons. The record is from RefSeq and is a predicted model, not a curated record. Gene Ontology annotation, cellular component: membrane; cytosol; cytoplasm. Bases 112 to 720 code for a protein of 202 amino acids. Gene Ontology annotation, molecular function: ceramide 1-phosphate transfer activity; ceramide 1-phosphate binding.